Ylistrum balloti is the source of this 603-nucleotide messenger RNA. Its product is annotated as histone H1.1, embryonic-like. NCBI's taxonomy places the organism in Eukaryota, Metazoa, Mollusca, Bivalvia, Pectinida, Pectinidae. The coding region runs from base 1 to 603 and encodes 200 amino acids. Gene Ontology annotation, biological process: negative regulation of DNA recombination; nucleosome assembly; chromosome condensation. The transcript is spliced from 2 exons. The record is from RefSeq and is a predicted model, not a curated record. Gene Ontology annotation, cellular component: nucleosome; nucleus. Gene Ontology annotation, molecular function: structural constituent of chromatin; nucleosomal DNA binding; double-stranded DNA binding.
AUGGCGGACUCCGAUUCAUCACCGAAGAAAGUCGUCAAACCAAAGGCGCCAUCCCAACACCCAACCUUUCUAUCUAUGGCCGUGGAAGCCGUGACGACCCUAAAAGACGCCAAGGGCGUUUCUGUUCCCGCCAUUCGUAACUUUAUCACGGAGAAAUACAGAACUGUGGACCUGGGAACCUUGCGUUUCCGAUUGAAACAAGCACUUACCAAGGCACUGGAAAAAGAGACUUUAGUGAAAACAAAGGCAACAACAGAGAAACCCCUGUUAAUGAGUAGGUUUAAACUCAACAAAGAGAAACUGCUUGCUUUGGAGAAAGCCAAAGCUAAAAAAGAGAAAGCGAAGGAGAAGACCGAAAAAUCAACGAAGAAAGCCACAACAAAGAAGACAAAAUCUACAGAGAGUCCAAAAAAGAAAACAAAAACGACAAAGGCGAAUGUUUCUCCAAAGAAAGCUGUUAAGGUCAAGAAAGUCCCAAAGACUCCAGAGAAAAAGGUCAAACCAAAGGCAAAGGCUGUCGUAAAAUCUGCAGUAAAAAAGGCCAUAAAAACACCAAAGAAAACUACAAAGAAAUCUGCCAGUGGAAAAGUGAAAGGCAAAUAG